Molecule: messenger RNA, 324 nt
Organism: Dicrocoelium dendriticum
Lineage: Eukaryota; Metazoa; Platyhelminthes; Trematoda; Plagiorchiida; Dicrocoeliidae
Source: the annotation of a GenBank genome assembly
AUGACUUGCACACAACAAUCCCUCAAAUCUUGCAUACUUUUAGUAGCAAUAAUUGAUACCAUGGGCAGGUAUCAUGACGUUACUGCACAUGAAAAAAUAAACGUUGAGUACAACGACACGCAUAUGAUCGAAGGGUCAAAGAGCCUAAGAAAGCCAAUAUUCCAGUUUCGAGAAAAAACAAUAAAACUGGUCGCAAAUACAAGUGAGAUCGCUAUCAUUCCAGCAAUCAACCACGACGACGUUUAUGACGGUAUCGGCACAUGCUUGUGUCUGAAUGUUGUUUUGCUAAUUUUUUUAAAUGUUUAUCGUCUGUUUAUAAUGUAA